Messenger RNA from Saprolegnia parasitica CBS 223.65, 495 nucleotides. RefSeq lists its product as hypothetical. The transcript is spliced from 2 exons. Gene Ontology annotation, molecular function: protein binding. The annotation marks the transcript as partial. NCBI's taxonomy places the organism in Eukaryota, Oomycota, Saprolegniomycetes, Saprolegniales, Saprolegniaceae. The record is from RefSeq and is a predicted model, not a curated record.
GAGCUUGCAGUGGCCAACACGAUCGCCAAGCUCAAGCAGAAGCAGAAGGCGCUCAAGGUCGCGCACAAGAAGAUUAAAGCACUCGAAGCCGAGAACGCCAAGCUCAAGAACACGAUCGCCAAGGGCGGCAUGAGUAUCCCGUCAGUUUUCAAGAGCUUCUACGGCAACAAGGGCAAAUCAGCGACGACGGCGACCAACGGCAAGACGGUCACCAACGGCACGUCGCGGCCAGGGCUCAACCGCGUCGAGAGCAAGGCCCGCGUCGAGUCGUUUAACCAGGACUCGCUCCCGGAGGCGCCGCUGCCGAUGGGCUGGGAAGCCAAGGUCUCGCGCAACAACGGCAAGGUGUACUACGUCAACAAGUCGCUCGAGCUCACGCAGUGGGACCGUCCGACGAUUGAGACGCUCAAGCUCAUGAAGCAGAAGAAGGCGCAGGAGACGACGGCGGCGGCGGCGACACCCGCGGCGCCCGUCGUUUCGACAACAGCAGAGUAG